This is a messenger RNA of Lycium ferocissimum, 642 nucleotides long. RefSeq lists its product as uncharacterized. The transcript is spliced from 3 exons. The record is from RefSeq and is a predicted model, not a curated record. Bases 1 to 642 code for a protein of 213 amino acids. Lineage: Eukaryota; Viridiplantae; Streptophyta; Magnoliopsida; Solanales; Solanaceae.
AUGGUUUCUGAGCUUUUGAAGCGUAAGAUUAUUUGUGAUAGAAAGGAUGAGAUUUGGAUCAAUUAUCGUGGCAUGCCGCCGGCCCCGGACACCCAAGGCGCCAAGAAAGCAAAGGGUUCCAAAGCUAAGAAUGAUGUCUCUUUGGUAAACUUAGUGGGAAAGAGCUACACUCAAAAGAAAUUGUUGCAAGAUUUGGAGUCCAAAACAUUCUCAAAAAAGCACAAGGAGGCACUGUGCUUAGUUUGGUUUGUGCACAGUGUUCUUUGGGCAAGAGACGUAAACUACAACAUACCGCUUGGAUUGAUUAAACUUGCUGAGGACUAUGAUGCCUUCAACAACUAUGCCUGGGGUUUUCAAAGCUUUAGCUUGACUGUUGAAUAUUUGAUGAAGCAUUUGAAGCCAACGGGGAAGACACAAAACCUAUAUGGCUUCCCUUGGGCUUUCAUGGCUUGGGCAUUUGAAGCCAUUCCUCACCUCAGGCAUCAAGUCAAGGAAUACUCCGAAGAAGUUACCUAUCCAAGAAUUCUUAGAUGGCUCACUGCCAGGAACAACACAAAAUUGAGUGUUGACCUUUUCAACCCCCCUAAGGAAGCUAGAAGCAUUAGAACACAACAGAUGACUAGGUGUUGCAAAUUUUUAUAA